AUGAGUACGCCUCCCAUAGUCUUGCGUCUUCCAAGGGGCAGUCUAGUCGAGCGCGCGCCGAGUGCAAAAGCUCGACAAGCUGCAACCAAACUACGACAAUCAUCUCCAUCUUCAAACCAACCUCAAAAUUUGAGCGAACAAACGUCAUCAGCAACUCUAGUCGACGAUGACUACGAUAAUGAUGACGGGCUCAUAACCGACAAGCAAUUCGAGCUGGAAUUGGAACGUGAUCGGCGAGAGAAUCUACAAUCGACGAGACGAAUGUUGGAUGAACUUGCGAGGAAGGAUGCUGAAUGGGAUGCCAGAAUUGAGGAAUCUGAUGCUCAUUUAACAUUUCUGCAAAAAGCUGUGGAGAGUGGAAAUGAGUCGUUGAUUGCAUCUAUGUGUGCUAGUGAGAAUGCUUCGAGGUGUAGAUCUGUUGCUAAUGGUAGUGAGGAGGAUUCGCAGUUGUCCGUGGACGAAGAGGAUUUCAAGAUCAAGAUUCUGGACGGUUUAGCCAAGAUCAAGGAGCUGGAUGCUGUUAUUAAGGAGAAGACGGUGCUCGCCCAAUCUCUAACGUCAGCACGAGCAAGCACAGCCGGCUCAUCAUCACCCUACAUUGCAAAAGCAGCCGAAUCCUACCCUACAAACCACCUAGACGAUGACAACGACUCAUCAAUAGACGAAACGGAAUCCGUUGCUGGCGCAGACUUGAAAUCCAUAACUUCAUCAGCAAUGGAUGAAGCUUCCAAGACAAGAACUUUCAUUACUGAACCAAAACUGAGAAUACGGAGACGACGGAUUGUUGUGAAGCGUGCUGAGAGUGAAUCUUCUGCCAUCGAUGACGAGUAUGAGGAGUUUGAGCCUGUUGAGCCUAGUGGCGAGGCUGGGAGACCGCCACGACCACCUACGAGACUGAGGAAGAAGGUCGAAGCUAAAGUCACGUCUUAUGAGCCGGGAGAUUUUAUUACGAGGAAUAUGGCUUUGGGUCCUGAUGCUAGAUACUUUUCAGCCAUGACUGAUGAUGAGAAAGCACGCGUGAAUUUCAUUAUGGCUGCAGAGGUUCAAGUAGAAACGGAUACCCCUGAUGCUGCAGAUGAGACAUCAAAAACUCAGAGCAUCGCACCAAUACCGGAACUGCCGACACCCUUUGUGAUUGAAAGUAGGAUGGGUAAUAUCGAUACCCAUUUGGAUCGAUUAUCGUCACUGCAUCGUUUGCAGACGCCAUAUAGCGUGUGCUCUGCUUCAAGAGAUAUAAACGAGAUCUUGAAGGACGACGUCAAAGAUCUCGCUGACAUACAGAUAUGUGAGCAACAGCUAGAGAACUUGGAGCAGCAGAUUUGUAGGAUACGAGAACGGGAAAUGGAGCUUGCAACCAGAGACGAGAUAGAACGUGUCUUAUUAGACUGCUUUCACAAUAGUCUGGCAGACACGAAUGCACAAGUAGAAUUUCAAGUUUAG
Molecule: messenger RNA, 1440 nt
Organism: Synchytrium microbalum
Lineage: Eukaryota; Fungi; Chytridiomycota; Chytridiomycetes; Synchytriales; Synchytriaceae
Exons: 8
Coding region: 1-1440 (479 amino acids)
Source: RefSeq, a predicted model, not a curated record